AUGGUUAACUUUACCAACCUCGCUCUUGUUGCUACUACCCUCCUAGGGUACGCUAUUGGCGCUCCAGUUGAGCGUGACAGUGGCAGUGUUGUCAAAGGCAGCUAUAUCAUCACCUUGAAGUCUGAGCUUAAGACUGAUGACCUCGAGAACCACUUGACUUGGGUCAACGAUGUCCACAAGCGCAGUGUCUCCAAGCGUGACAGCCAAGCCAAGGGUGUUGAGAUCACUUAUGACGGUGAUUACGGCUUCCAUGGCUAUGCUGGUUCUUUUGAUUCCGAUACCAUUGAAGAGAUCAAGAACAAUCCUGAGGUUGCUCUCGUUGAAGAGGAUAAAGUCUGGAAGCUGCAAUACAUCAAGGAGGAGACUGAGUUGUCUCAUAUCGCCAAGAAGGCCUUGACUACCCAGUCCAGUUCUACUUGGGGUCUUGGAACUGUCUCUCAUCGCAGCAGUGGUUAUACAAGCUACAUAUACGAUACCGCUGCUGGAGAGGGCACCUACGCCUACAUCGUUGACACUGGCAUCCGUGCCACCCACAACGAGUUCGAGAGCCGCGCCACGGCUAUAUGGUCUGCCUUCAGUGGCGACAACGCGGACACCAACGGCCACGGCACUCACGUCGCCGGUACCAUUGGCGGCAAGACCUAUGGUGUCGCCAAGUUGGCCACCCUGUUAGGCGUAAAGGUCUUCCAAGGCGAUGAGUCCACAACCUCCAUCAUCCUUUCAGGCUACAACUGGGCUGUGAAUCACAUUGUCAACAACGGCCGAGCCUCCAAGGCUGUCAUCAACAUGUCUCUCGGUGGAGACUACUCUGCCACUUUCAACAACGCCGUCGCCUCUGCCUCUUCCUCCGGUGUCCUUACUGUCGUCGCCGCUGGAAACGAGGCCCAGAGCGCUGCUAAUGUGUCUCCUGCCUCGGCAGCGAGUGCAAUCACCGUUGGUGCCAUCGACAGCUCCUGGGCCAUCGCCUAUUACUCUAACUACGGCACCUCCCUCGACAUCUUCGGUCCUGGCUCAAGCGUCCUGUCCGCCUACUACUCCAGUAACUCAGCUACUGCUACCCUCAGCGGUACCUCCAUGGCCUCUCCCCACAUUGCUGGCCUUGCUCUUUACGGCAUGUCCGUCGAGGGUGUUAGUGGUGUCUCUGGCGUCACCAGCUGGCUCAAGUCGGCGGGUACCGCCAACGGUGUUACUGGCACUCUCCGUAGCUCUCCGAACUUGAUUGGCAACAACGACAACUCUUCGCAGUAA
Messenger RNA from Ilyonectria robusta, 1248 nucleotides. RefSeq names its product peptidase S8/S53 domain-containing protein. The record is from RefSeq and is a predicted model, not a curated record. Gene Ontology annotation, molecular function: serine-type endopeptidase activity. Gene Ontology annotation, biological process: proteolysis. Bases 1 to 1248 code for a protein of 415 amino acids. The transcript is spliced from 2 exons. Lineage: Eukaryota; Fungi; Ascomycota; Sordariomycetes; Hypocreales; Nectriaceae.